GAUCAAAUCUAUACGCAGCCAUGAGUGCCGGCGAGUUAGCAUGCAUCUACUCCAUCUUGAUACUCCACAAUGACGGAAUCGCAAUCACCGCGGAGAAGAUUAACACUAUCUUGAAGGCUGCUGGGGUCACUGUCGAAUCAUACUGGCCAAGCUUAUUCGCCAAACUUGCUCAGAAUAAGAGCAUUGACGAUCUCGUUUUGAACGCUGGCGCUGCCGGUGGUGCCGCUGUUGCCGUAUCUGCUCCUGCCGCUGCUGCUGGUGGUGGAGCCGCUGCAGCUGCCGCACCUGCUGUCGAGGCCAAGAAGGUACUGUUAGUAAUGCUUUAUAUUAGGUUUUUGUCUUAA
Molecule: messenger RNA, 344 nt
Organism: Cicer arietinum (chickpea)
Lineage: Eukaryota; Viridiplantae; Streptophyta; Magnoliopsida; Fabales; Fabaceae
Product: large ribosomal subunit protein P1-like
Biological process (GO): translational elongation; cytoplasmic translation
Cellular component (GO): cytosolic large ribosomal subunit; ribosome
Molecular function (GO): protein kinase activator activity; structural constituent of ribosome; ribonucleoprotein complex binding
Source: RefSeq, a predicted model, not a curated record